This is a messenger RNA of Serpula lacrymans var. lacrymans S7.9, 2300 nucleotides long. RefSeq lists its product as uncharacterized. Bases 1 to 1500 code for a protein of 499 amino acids. The transcript is spliced from 12 exons. The record is from RefSeq and is a predicted model, not a curated record. Gene Ontology annotation, molecular function: FAD binding; oxidoreductase activity. NCBI's taxonomy places the organism in Eukaryota, Fungi, Basidiomycota, Agaricomycetes, Boletales, Serpulaceae.
AUGCUCUCCCACCGUGUUCUGCUCGCUGGGAAGCUCGUCGUAUAUUUUCUAUGGAGUGUAGCUAGUGCCUCUGCUCUCGCAAAUUCGCCUCAACAUGCAAGAAGUAGUGUUAUUGAUACCUGCCAGAGUAUAGCAGCAGCAGUGUCUUCCGCCUCCAGUGUUUUUUAUCCUGGUUUGCUUUCCUUCGACUACGACAAGGAUGUUUAUCACUGGGCGUCCUCUAGUUCUCAAGCUUCUACUUGCUCAUUUGAACCUGGGACGGCUGAAGAUGUCGCAAUAGCGCUGCAAAUCUUGGGAAACACAAGCACACAAUUCGCGGUCAAAGGUGGCGGACACGCUUCAAAUCCUGGAUUUUCUUCCACAACAGGAGUGCAGAUUGCCCUGUACCGUUUUUCUGAGGUUGCUUAUGACUCUACAGCACAGACAGCUACAAUUGGAGCUGGUUUAGUUUGGGAUGACGUUUACGCCGCUCUUGAGCCAUACAGUGUAAAUGUUGUGGGUGGCAGGGUUACGGGUGUAGGAGUUGCAGGAUUUACCUUGGGUGGAGGAUAUUCGUGGAAGACUAAUCAAUAUGGUCUGACUAUUGACACAGUCGAAGCGUUUGAGCUCGUCAUGCCUAAUGGAACGGUAACCAACGUGACUGAAGCAUCAAGUCCCGAUCUGUUCUUUGGCUUAAAAGGGGGCUAUAACAACUUCGGCAUAGUUACCAGGUUCACUUUGAGAGUGUUCCCGCAGACGGAAGUCUGGGGGGGAUUGAUCACUUUCACUGCGAACACUCUCGAUCUCGUCAACGCCGCCACUGCAAACUUCGUUGCUAACAACACCGACCCUAAGGCUGCUAUCAUUACAACCUACAACUUUCUUUUAGGCGAGCCUGGUGUGUCUCAAAUAUUAUUUUAUGAUUACCCAACACCACCCUCUGGAUUAUUCGACGAAUUUUUGGCCAUUCCUUACUUUACCAGUGAUAUAUCUACUAGAUCUUUUGCCUCUCUCGUACAAUCAUCACCGUCAAAUGCUACUGCGCAGUUCCGUGGCAUCUUCAACACUAUCUCUGUUUUGGACUAUCCACUUGCCCUUGUCCAAGCCAUUUUGAAUGAAACAAUCUAUUACGGUACAAAUCUCAUCCUUGACUCGACUUUCUUCAUUUCCUACGACGUCGAGUCUUUCUUACCUACGCUCUUUACUCACAAUUCCACUCCAUCUGCGUAUCCUCCCUCACGGGCGCAAGGGCUUUUACCUCUCAACAUCUACUACGCAUGGUCUUUCCCUGUGGCAGAUGAUGUCAUGCAAAACGCAAUUAGGCAAACUGCUUCGACCCUCCGCAACAAGGCAGUUUCUUUGGGUCAAGACGUAGCAGAUGCAGCCCCGUACAGCAACUAUGCCAUCUAUGACACACCCUUGGAGAGUCUUUAUGGCGAUAACCUCCCGCUGUUACAGCGUCUCAAAGCUGAGGUCGAUCCUCAAAAUGUCAUGGGUCUUGCAGGUGGUUUCAAGUUCUGAAACAACAUUUCUUUUAUGUUUGAGGAUUUGUUAAAUACGGUACAAUCUAAACCUUCGAAUAUUACAUGUUUUGAUGUUGUCCAUGUAUAUGCAACGAUCAUUAUAUGAUACAUAAUUUAUCUUCUUUAUUCAGGUGCGUUCCUUUGGAUAGGGAUACAAUACCACGUCAAGGCCGGGGAGAUGGACCACUAUCUUCUGGUGAGAAGGGGUGAUUUCUAAGCCUUCAGGAAUAUAAAUAAUCUGGUGGUCCGUAUUGGGACUCGGGUUCGAAUGAUGUGCGUAAAUCUCGACCCUUUGAGGACCAUUGGAUGGAGGCUGGGUGGCAGUUCUGUUGUCCAUCUGCUCUCGAGCGAAUGCGUGCGACUGUACAUGAUUGAAAGGGUUGGGCGAGGGCUGCCUCGAGGCAUUGCUGCGUGGCACUGUCAUGCUGGGACUAGAUUUACGAUAAGUGCGGCAGUUGGACCGUACGUGUUCGUUGAAAUCGGAUCGAGAAACAGUCGAUUGGCAGGUAAUGCAAACAAUAUCGGCCAUCUCAGCAGAAAAGUCGUGUGGCGAUUGGCAAGAGUACAAUCUGAUAACAAUAAUAAGGAAACACGGUUAAUUGGAGGACAAUGGAGUGAGUUCUGGUUGGCCUACGCGGGGUAAAGGUUAUCGGAAAAUAAUAUAUUCGAGAGAUUGCAGUCGAGUGACGUGGGAGUGAUUGUUCGAGAUACUAAUAAGAUAGCAGUCUCAUGCAGGAAGGAUGAUAUUUAUACUAUUCGCUGGUAGGUCCACACACGACAAGGCCUCGAACGUUGGAA